Molecule: messenger RNA, 4859 nt
Organism: Ostrea edulis (European flat oyster)
Lineage: Eukaryota; Metazoa; Mollusca; Bivalvia; Ostreida; Ostreidae
Product: zinc finger protein 729-like
Exons: 10
Coding region: 141-4595 (1484 amino acids)
Biological process (GO): regulation of transcription by RNA polymerase II
Cellular component (GO): nucleus
Molecular function (GO): DNA-binding transcription factor activity, RNA polymerase II-specific; RNA polymerase II transcription regulatory region sequence-specific DNA binding
Source: RefSeq, a predicted model, not a curated record
GUUUUAGAUUUUAUUAUCUAUUGCACUUCCGCCCAAAUUGUCGCGCCCAUUAUGGCAUAAUAAUUUUUUAUAUAUUUCGUUUUCAUAUCUAUAGAUACUGUUGUCAGGCUCUUAGACGGAAGCAUAUUUUAGUUCACCAGAUGGCUGAAAAUCUUCCAAAGGAUGUCUUGCCUCAGACAAGUCCUAAAGGAGAAGAAAAUGUAGUUGUGGUACUGCUACCUUCAGAUUCUGAAGCUGUGGAGAGCGUCCCUCUUGAAAGUCAGUUAAAUCCUGAAAAUUUAUCAUCUGAUAUCGUGACAUCAGAACAACUUCCCACAGAGGGUGACUCAUUGGAAAAUCCCACUGGUGUGGCCACCUCAGGCAUCUCACUGGACACUCCAUUGUUACAGUGGACACCACAACAAACCAUGUAUACCAGCGCAGAGGCCAUUCAGCAGGAUAUUCAGAUACUGCUUGGGAAGCUGAGAGAAUAUGGACAAGAGAGUUUGUUAAUCACGGCUAAUAAGGAAUCCAUUCAAAUGGAUGGGUCAUCAGAAGGAAAAGAAUUCCUCAAGGAUAAUGAAGGUGUUGCCAGAUCAUUUCACCAGCAGUGCUUUGGCAGUGAUGGAAAAUUGUUGAACACAGAUGAAGGUCUGAGUGAUGGUAGUGAGUUGCCUUUGAAGGAAGCAGAAGAUGGAGAAACCAGCACCACUGAAGUGAAUACAAUCAACAGGAGGCCCACAGCUUCAGAGGGACCCGUUUUGAUGAAAAUAGUUCAUGAAUCAACAGGCAUAAAUGUUGAGGAGUCCGGAAACCUCCCAGCACCUAGAAAACGAGGGAGGCCACCUAAAUAUAAGACUGCAGUGCAAAAUACUGACCAGAAGAAGACAGUGAAAGAAACGGAGGACAAAGAAGAGAAGUUUCAGAAAGCUCCAGUGACGGUCAGGAAAAGAGGACGACCCCCAAAGAAUCGUAGCACAGCAGAGGCAAUUCCAACAGAGAGCAUGGCAUCUAAGGAGAGUGAAAAAGAAGUACAGGAAGCUGAAAAUGACACGCCUCACAAUCUACCAUACACUGGGAAAAAAAGGGGAAGGAAACCAAAGGAAACAGUGAUGCUAUUUAAUGUUACAGUGAUACAUAUAGAGGAGGACACAGACAGCAGCUCGGGAGGAAUAAGGAGGAGCAGUCGCCCAGCGAAGAGGAAAGUUAUAGAAUCUAUUGGGUAUACACCACCUAAAGUUAAGAUUAGAAAGUCAGGCAUUGGAAUGGAGGAUUUAAAAAUAAAAAAAAUUGAUAUACUUCCUAAAAAAGACAUAAGCAAAGCCUUAUCAACCAAAACAGCGGAAAUGCAGAUUGUAGAUGAUAGAGAUAAUGAUGUAGGCAUGAUGUCUGAUGAUAGUGCAGGGGAUCCUGAUAUGGAAGAUGAGUGCAACAAAGAUGCACAGAAAGCCAACAAACUAGUUUGUAGCAAUUGUGGAUUUUCAGCAGAAUCUCAAGAAGUUAUGGAGAACCACAUCCGAGUUGAACAUCCAAAAAUGUGGGCUCAGAUAUUGUUAGAUGACACCAAAAUCUUACUGGCUCUUGGAAAAAAUUCACUUAAUGUUCAGAAGUCAAAGUUAACUGCUCAUCCUUUAAAAAAGGAACCUCCAAAGGAACAAAAUGCUCAAACAGCUACGAAAGCCACCACCACGGAAACUAUUGAGAAAAAGAAAAAAAUACCAGUGGAACAUAGAUCUUCUGGUCAUUAUAGCUGCUCUAUCUGCCACAAAAAAUAUAAGGUGAUUAGUCUACUAAAUGCUCACAUGGGGCUGAUUCAUAAAGAUAGACGGUUUGGACAGAUGAGGAGGAAGAAAGAACUUUUGAAAUAUAAACAAAGAUUGAUAGCAAUGAGAAAUAAAAAGAAGGGACAGACCGUAGAAGAAAAGAGUGAUGUAGGUGACACAGUUAAGGAAGAGGAUCAACAAGAAAACAUUACAGAUCCUGAAGGCAAGGAUGUGAAAACUGAUGCCAAGGUGAAGAUGGAAGAAGUGAAAGUCGAAGAAACUAGAAGGUUCAGGAGAUCCUCGCGCAGGAAGUCCAAAAAACUGGAUGAUUAUGAAACUGAUUUACCAGAUCUUUACAGAUCAGAUGAGGAAGAAUUGGACACUAAAACUAAUUAUGAUGAACCUCAUGCAUGUCCUCUCUGUUUAAAAAAUUGUUAUAGUGAAAGUGGAUUAAAUGAACAUUUGAAGAGAAGUAAACAUGACAAAGUCACAGUGACUCCUUUCCCUUGUCUGACAUGCAAUCGCUUCUUUCUCACCAUGAAAGCACUGGAACUUCACAUGACACAAUCUGGCCACAUAGGAGAAGAGAUGGGAAGUCUUGAUGGAGAAAUUAAGGUGAAUAGGCAAACAUCUGUGUCUAAGAGGGGCAUGUUGCUGUUUGUGUGCUCUCUCUGUAAGCGAGAGUUUGUUAGAAAAGAAAACUGUGAAAGUCAUUGUGCGAUGAAGGUUUGCAAAAAGCCGUGGAAGAAAUCUUGUCCAAUUAUUUCUUGCAAGAAACUGUUUUUUGAGAACAAUAUGUUUUUUCAUCAUAUGACUUCAGAACACAAGGAAGAGUUCCCAUUUGUGUGCCCAGUGGAAGGAUGUAAGCGGUUGUUUUUCCACACAGCAGCACUGAACUCUCAUGUCUCAGCACACAGCUCAGAAAAGGAUGGGCAUGUCCCACCACCGAGACCAAUAGAAGAUGGCAGAAAGAGAUGUGGCUACUGUGGUAUGCUGUUUGCGUACAAUGAAAACCUCCGACAGCAUGUGAAGAUCAUCCAUGAUAAUGAUUUAUUUGGACAGUACAAGGAUAUUGUGGAGCAUAACCAAGCUACUGAACCAAUCUCAUCAAGCAAAAAGUUUCUUAAGGUGGAGUCACAAGGGGAAGAUAAAGCAGAGGAGAUAAAUGACCUGGAUAAAAUUGAUACCUUCAAGAAGAUGGACAAGCGGCAAGUUACAAUACGCAACCAUGUGAAGGGGAACGAGUUCAAAUGUUACACCUGCAAUGAAGUCUUUAGUCAUAUUGAUGAUGUUGGCGACCAUAUGGUAGACAGUGGUCAUUGUGGACUUCCGUUAGAUGCUCUCAAUGGAGAGAGAAAUAUCAAAAUCAGAAUUCGAAAUACAGGUGAACAAUGCUAUGUAUGCACUUUAUGCAAAAUGGAAUUUAAAAAGAAAGAUGGAUGUGAAAAGCAUAUUGAAGCUUCAACCUGCAAAAAAAAGUAUAAGAGGUUGUGUCCAAUCAUGAAAUGUAGAAUUUUGUUCAGGAACUUUAAUUACUUCAAAGCACAUAUGACAACAAUGCACGAAGAUGAAUUUCCAUUCAAGUGUGAGGAAUGUGGUAAAGAAUUUGAACAGACCUCUGCCCUGAAUUCACACAGGAACUCUCAUUACAAAGACACACACCACAUCCAGGCAGAUGUAUUGAACUCUGACACACCAUUGACUUGUCACAUCUGUAAGGAGAGGUUCAGAAACAACAUAGAACUGCGAGCACACAAAGAAUCUGUGCAUGAAAUCCAGAGAAAAUUCAUGUGUGAUAUAUGUGGAAAGAAAUACAAAAGAAAAGAAAAUCUGAAAGAUCAUAUAUACAUGGUACAUGAACGAGACCCAGAGAAGGACUUUGUAACUUGCCCAACCUGUGGAAAAGCUCUUGCUAGCCAGAGGUCUUUGAGAUUCCAUAUGAGGUUUGCACAUACAGAUGCCAAACCCUGUGUUUGUGAGAUUUGUGGAUACAGUACAAAACAGUUAGGAAACCUUGCUUUUCACAUGAGGAACACACACAGUGAGACGAGACCCUACGAAUGCGAGUGGCCUGAUUGUGGAAAGACAUUUAAAGACAGACAACUCUGGCAGAGACAUGUCCAAAGACAUGAACUAACUGUGGGCAACCUUGAAAAAGCCAGAACAUAUGGACCAGUGUUCACAUGCAAAAUUUGUCAGAAAGGAUUCUGUGGCAAAUACAAUCUGGAGAAGCACAUGUUGUGUCACACAUCAGAAUGCCCAUUAUCAUGUACUUUGUGUGGGAAAGGCAUGAAGAGAAUGAGCAGUCUGCGAAGACAUAUGAGGAAUGUUCACCACUUUGAUCCCAAGACAAAUACAUCAAUGGUGACCAGAACCAUUGUCAGAAAGCCGAAACCGUUAAUGAAAAAAGAAGCAGUUCAGAUUAAUCUUGGUUUGGCAACAGCGACUCAAGAAGAACAGGAGUCCAUUGAAGCAGACUUCAAAGAGCUUUCACAAAUGGAAUACCAAUUCACCACAGAAGCUCAACAGAAACUACAACAGAUUCUGACCCCCUCCAUUGGAGACAUUCCAGUGACAACUAUAGUGGCCGGCGAAUUACCAGAGAAAACAAGGGACUAUUUGUCAGAGGCACAGAGUCAAGUCAGCCUCUUGGAAUCUACAACCAAUCCAGCAGAGAGUGUAAUAGAGGAAGCAGUGGAUGAGUCUCAGAUUAUCAUUGAGAAUGCAGGGGAUCAGUACAUAAUCAUGAACCCUGAUGGUAAUAUUUCUAAUCUAGAGCAGCUUGGUAGAGAUAUUAUUCUAGCUGUGAAAAAUGAAGAUGGAACAGUUUGUUUUCAAAUGGUUGGGAAAUAAUCACAUUGAAAAUAGAUAGAUGGCAAGUACUCGCAAUUUAAAAAUUAGAUGGGUUUUAUUUUUAACAUUUGAAGGUGAUAACAUUUUCUGCAUCUAAAAUUCUCAGAGUUCUAAGAAUAUAUGUGGUAAUACAUGUAUAUUGUUUACAAACUUUUUUUUUUUUUUUAUAGUCUUGAUUGAUUUGCAAUGUAUUGAUAAAUUCAAUGUUUGGGUUACUGUAUUAUAUAGCAUCAUAAUAUAACUUAUGAAAUAUUGAUAACAAGU